AAACAAGUGAGCACCGGUCAACAAUUAGAAAACGUGUUUAAUUCUUUAAAUUAACGUAUUUAAAUGGUUGUUCUAUAAACAUAGCCUUAAUUUGUUAUUUGUUACAUGAAAAAUGUCUAAAGUUAAAAGUGACAAAGUGACGUCGAAAGAUAGUGUACAUGGUGAAAACAGUGAAGAUUCGUGCGGUGAUGACACAGCCAGCGUCAGCACUAAUAAUACCUCUCGCAGCAAAUCACCUACCACACGGCGAUCCCGUGGUCAUAGGCGUAGCAACAAAUCAAAAGCACGUAAACCUGCAUAUAAAUAUGAUUAUCAUGUGAAGGAAAAUCAUGGACAGGCGAUUUUCGGUAUUAGUUUCAAUCAGUGGUUGGGGAACGAUCAGCCGCUUAUAUUCGCCACAGCAGGUAGCAACCGCUGCACCAUUUAUGAGUGUCCACGGCAAGGUGGUAUAAAAUUGCUUAUGUGUUACGCCGACCCGGAUCCAGACGAGGUGUUCUACACAUGUGCUUGGUCAUACGACAUUAAAACAUCACUACCCUUGAUUGCCACGGCUGGUUAUCGUGGUGUGAUUCGGGUUAUUGAUGUGCAAAAAAAUGAAACUGUGGGCAACUACAUCGGCCAUGGGCAAGCCAUUAACGAACUGAAAUAUCAUCCGCGACAGCCGCAUCUCUUAUUAUCUGGUAGUAAAGACCAUGCGAUACGCCUUUGGAAUACACAAUCGCACGUGUGUAUUGCAAUUUUUGGUGGUGUGGAAGGUCACCGGGAUGAGGUGCUUUCUAUCGAUUUUGAUUAUCGUGGCGAACGUAUUAUGUCCAGUGGCAUGGAUCACUCUUUAAAACUGUGGUGUAUAAAUACAGAAGAUUUUAAAGAGAAAAUCGAAUUUUCGCGUACAUUCAAUCCAAACAAAUCACAGAGGCCUUUUCCAACAAUAAUGCAGCACUUUCCCGAUUUCUCCACACGAGAUAUACAUCGAAACUAUGUGGAUUGUGUGCAAUGGUUUGGCGAUUUCGUUCUAUCUAAAUCAUGCGAGAACUCCAUAAUUUGCUGGAAACCCGGACAGCUCCAUCAAGGAUUGUCACAACUCAAACCCAAUGACCCGUCAUGUACCAUUAUCGCCGAAUUUGACUAUGAUGAAUGUGAAAUAUGGUUUGUUCGGUUUGGAUUCAAUCCGUGUCACAAGAUAAUUGCAUUGGGAAAUCAGCAUGGCAAGGUGUACGUAUGGGAACUCGAUCCCAGUGACCCUGGGCACACAAACACGAGUACACUAAAUAAUUUAAAAUGCAAUUCUCCUGUGAGGCAAGUAGCUUUCUCACGUGAUUCGAGUGUCCUCGUCUAUGUAUGUGAUGAUGGUACAGUCUGGCGAUGGAACAAGACCAAUAUUGUGCAAAAAACGCCUUAAAUAUCUCACAAAGACAGAGAGUGAUCAUUUUUAUACUUUUCUAAUUAUUUAGUCGCAGUAGGAGAAAUUUAGUAUGCAAA
Molecule: messenger RNA, 1479 nt
Organism: Bactrocera tryoni
Lineage: Eukaryota; Metazoa; Arthropoda; Insecta; Diptera; Tephritidae
Product: polycomb protein esc
Exons: 4
Coding region: 113-1399 (428 amino acids)
Biological process (GO): negative regulation of transcription by RNA polymerase II
Cellular component (GO): ESC/E(Z) complex
Molecular function (GO): nucleosome binding; protein binding
Source: RefSeq, a predicted model, not a curated record